Molecule: messenger RNA, 824 nt
Organism: Nilaparvata lugens (brown planthopper)
Lineage: Eukaryota; Metazoa; Arthropoda; Insecta; Hemiptera; Delphacidae
Exons: 3
Coding region: 132-641 (169 amino acids)
Source: RefSeq, a predicted model, not a curated record
GUGUCAUGCCAAUACACAUGGAAUCAAAACAAACAAAUAUUUAAGUUUAUAAUAUAAAGUUGAAAGAGUCAAAUUGGAUAAGUAAUUCCAAAUUGUAAAGUAUACUGUAUCUUGGAAAAAAAUAUUCAGUGAUGGCUGGAUUAAAAGGCGCAGACUCAAAUAAGAAAAAAUAUAAUCCGGAAUUCUCUCCUGCACAGACUCAGGGAUAUUUAAUAAAAAUGUUCAAUAUUACUGAAAAUAGUAGGCUUUUAAUGGAUCAGGCUCUUAGAACAAAAAGCAUUGAGAUAGAGUACUUUGGCGAGCAUUCCAGGAAAGACGAUAUAGUCAAUAGACCUCUCUACGAUCAUUUCUAUCAUCCAAAUUUGGAUUUUGAUAAAAAGUCUCAAAGAUGUGAUCGGUUUCGACCGACCAGGUUUCAGAAUAGUAUUCAUGAAGAGGAAAGAAAGAGAGUUGUGCCGGUAAGAACAUCAUCUAUUUAUGGCCAUAGAACACCCAGACUAGAAGAAUUAGCAUUAACAUUCCAUGGAAAAUCCGCAGAGAUGAAGAGGUCUUUUUACAAUAGGUGUAAAGUGAAUUUACAGCCCGAAUUAGAAAUGGCAGUAGUUGAGAAACGACUGAUGAUUGAUCCCAUGUGCAAAUAAUUACGAUGAACUUGAAUUUAAUAUUGUAUUUGUAAAAAUUAAGAAUAAAUAAAUGUUGCUGCAUAUUUUUGUAGGUAUUGACUGAAUAGCACCAGUAACUGAAAAGCAAAACUGUUGAGGUAAAAUUAUAAUACUGUAUACCUAUAUGUAGUCAAAAAUAAUAUAUUUCAAAAAAUAUUAAAC